Molecule: messenger RNA, 1671 nt
Organism: Marasmius oreades (fairy-ring Marasmius)
Lineage: Eukaryota; Fungi; Basidiomycota; Agaricomycetes; Agaricales; Marasmiaceae
Exons: 4
Coding region: 79-1605 (508 amino acids)
Molecular function (GO): NAD+ binding
Source: RefSeq, a predicted model, not a curated record
CGCGCCUUCACAGUUGAACAUCGAUGUGGGAACUUUUUGAACCUACCACGGCCUCCACUUACCCUCAUUUUCCUCGCCAUGAUCACCCUCAACCCUCGGCAUGUUGAGUCCGACCCUCAUACCCGUCGCUCUUUGGGUGAUCUAUCACUUUCUGUGGCUAAAUGCAAGAAGAUAGUAGUCGUAACGGGUGCUGGAAUCUCAUGUUCAUCUGGAAUACCCGAUUUUCGCUCCUCUGAUGGCCUUUACGCACUCGUAAAACAGCAGCACCCAGACGCAGUGAUAAAAGGCCGGGAUCUCUUCGACGCGUCGCUUUUCCGUGAACCGACAUCCACAGCAUUAUUCUAUACCUUUAUCUCUAAACUCAAACGCGCUAUUGAUACCGCAUCUCCCACUCCUACCCAUAAUUUUCUCAAGACCCUUGAUAUCAAGAAAAAACUCCUCCGCUCUUACACUCAAAAUAUCGACGGGUUAGAAGAGCGUGCAGGCCUUUCUCCUCCGCCUAACGACUCUACUCUGUCGGGGAAAGGAAAGAACAAGAUACCUUUAAAGCUGCAGCGAAACGUUCAGCUGCAUGGUGAUAUACAUCGCGUUCGUUGCCAGUCAUGCUCUGCGGAGUUCCCUUGCUCUGAAGACCACCUGAUAGUCUUCGAACAAGGCCAGAGUCCUCCUUGUCCUGAAUGUCUCCACCGAUCUAAGUCUCGCGUUGCUCGUUCUGCGAGGGCCAUUCGCAUUGGCACCCUUCGGCCCGCCAUUGUCCUAUACGACGAGAUCCACCCCUUGGGAGAUGACAUUGGCACAGUUCAAUCCUUUGACCUCGGGCGCAAGCCGGAUAUGCUCAUCAUUAUGGGAACUUCAUUGAAAGUUCAUGGACUAAAGAAGCUGGUGAAGGAAUUUUCGAAAGCCGUCCACGCACACAAUACACCAUCACCCGAUCUAACGAGCACAUCCAAACUUAGAUCUAAGCCGUGGAUGGGCAAGGUCGUCUUUGUAAACAAGACUGCACCUGGUUCGGAAUGGUCAGGAAUCAUCGACUUUCACGUCGAAGGAGAAGCGGACGUGUGGGUUGAAAAGGUUAUCGAAGACUGGAAGAAGAUGCGUCCGGCAGACUGGGAGGUGCAGCAAACCCUUGUUGCCUCCGGUGGCGACGUCGCCCUUGGUGGACGAUUCAAGACCGCGAAAGCCUUGUCAAAGGUUGGUGCAACUAAAGCUAAAGCUCAAGCGACCAAGAAGAAGCCGAUCCUGGUCGCCGAAACGGAGAACCUUCCGCCUGGGUCUCCCAUGGCUAUCUCACCCGACGUCUCGAAGGUCAAACGUCCUCCCUCGUCACCGAGUAAGAGGCGCCAGGGUGGUUGCCAUUAUGACAAUCUUCAGUCAAGUCCCUCAAAACGACGGUCUUAUGAGUCGUAUGAGGGUCUAGCGCCAGAGGACCGUGGUCUUCUGUUUACAGAUAGAGCUCACAACGUACCAAAUGAUUCAUCGGAUGAGACUGACUUUGACGAGUUGAUGAACCUCUCCAUUAACACUCCGCAGAAGGAUCGGGUUAUCAAACGGUUGGGCUCCUCCAAGGUGAAGCAGCAACGGACAAGGCAGGGCGUCGUUUGUUGAUCGUUGCAUCCUUGCCGAUAUACUAGCUUGAUGGAGAGUUAUUUUUAAUCUUUCGCGGCGCUCCCU